Molecule: messenger RNA, 714 nt
Organism: Cadophora gregata
Lineage: Eukaryota; Fungi; Ascomycota; Leotiomycetes; Helotiales; Ploettnerulaceae
Exons: 4
Coding region: 1-714 (237 amino acids)
Cellular component (GO): RNA polymerase II transcription regulator complex
Molecular function (GO): transcription cis-regulatory region binding; DNA-binding transcription activator activity, RNA polymerase II-specific
Source: RefSeq, a predicted model, not a curated record
AUGAAUUACAACAAUGCUGAACACACAUCUGGGUUUGACUUCGUUGAUGAAAUGUGGCAGGCUGGUACUUCGUCCUCCAGCUCAGACAUCUACUCACCUAGCGGUUCCAUGGAUCAUUACGAUGCGAUGGUGAGAUGGGAAAAGUCUUGCCAAAACCUCAUCCCUUUCGACUAUGAAGCAUGGCAGUUCGAAGGGACGUUUGCAGCGUCAGACAUGAACGAUCGAGAAGAACAAUCGUCGGCUCCUCUCUCGGUAUGGGAGGCAUCAGCUCAAAGUGUGGGGAAUAGUAUCCCUCGGUCAACCCAACAGGUGCCUGAAAACGCAAAAACGAACGUCACCCAGUCUCCCUCGCUAUCAUAUAGUCAAUCACCAUCCGAGUCACCAGCUGCCUCAGCAACAAAACCUCGCUACUCACGCAAGCGUCUGAGUGACUCCGCUCUGAACAAACGCCGAAGUCAGAAUCGCGAGUCUCAACGCUCGUUUCGAGAAAGACAAAAACAUCAUGUCAUCUGGCUAGAAGACCAAGUUCGUGGGCUCAAGAUAAAGUGUAAUGAACUGGAGAAAGAAUACAUCAAUCUGAAUUGCAAGUACCGAGAACUACUCGAGAGGACUGAAGGAAGCGAUGAGGCAUAUCCCAGCACAGAAGACCUGGGAUCUUGGCCUUUGGCGCCAGGGUCUCAUACUUUAAUGGAACGCGACUAUAUUUCAUCGUAG